AUGUUUCCAAAUAUUACUGAUAAGAACGAGGAAUAUGAAAAAUUUAAAUCUUUUGUGGGCAAUGGUUUGUUAACUGCUCCAGUUUAUUAUAAUUUAGUUAAACUUUAUAUUGGAAGACGGCAUGCUGGUGGAAUGGAUAUAGCUGCACAGAGGAUCUUCAAAUUAUGGUUACUUCCCAACAUAAUUUUGUAUAACAUUGUUAUAAAAAAGAAAUAUCAGGCCUGUUUGUCUUAUCUGAAUAACUUUACAAAUAAAUUAAGGACACUUCUAGAUUUUUUAUUUGAAUUAUCGCACGAAAGGGGAAAAUAUUCGGAGCAAGAUAUCCGCGAUGAAAGGAAUACAAUAAUUAUAGCUGGAAGCGAAACUUCAGCCACAGCCAUUAGCUUUGUACUUUUAAUGCUUGCAACAUUCCCGGAAAUACAAGACAAAGUAUAUGAGGAAAUAAAUCAAAUUUACUGCGCGGACCAUCCGAAACGUGUUCCAAUAACAUAUAAUGAUAUUAAAAGUAUGAAACUUUUGCAACGUAUGAUCCAGGAAACGUUAUGUCUUCGCAAUUCUAGUCAUCGCCCGGAGAUGAGAGAAGUUUGGACUAUACCGAAAGUUACUUCAGCAGUGUUUCUCAUUUAUAAACUUCAUAGAAGCGCAAAAUAUUGGCCGCGUCCAUUAGUAUUCGAUGCCGAUAGGUUCCUACCGGAAAGGAAUUGUUCUACAUAUUUCUUUCCAUUUAGGUACGGUCAAAAUUUUGCUAUGCUAAACAUGACAAUAAUCAUUGCUACACUAAUAAGAAGAUUUCUAAUUAAAAUAAAUGAUCCAAUAGGAACUGCAGAAACAGAUUUAAAGAUAAUUCUCACUUUAAAACCGGCAAAACCAAUAAGAUCAAAAUUUGAAAGAAGAAAUUAA
Molecule: messenger RNA, 900 nt
Organism: Vespa velutina
Lineage: Eukaryota; Metazoa; Arthropoda; Insecta; Hymenoptera; Vespidae
Product: cytochrome P450 4V2-like
Exons: 9
Coding region: 1-900 (299 amino acids)
Molecular function (GO): heme binding; monooxygenase activity; oxidoreductase activity, acting on paired donors, with incorporation or reduction of molecular oxygen
Source: RefSeq, a predicted model, not a curated record